Molecule: messenger RNA, 3548 nt
Organism: Arvicanthis niloticus (Nile rat)
Lineage: Eukaryota; Metazoa; Chordata; Mammalia; Rodentia; Muridae
Gene: Ripk4
Product: receptor interacting serine/threonine kinase 4
Biological process (GO): protein phosphorylation
Cellular component (GO): cytoplasm
Molecular function (GO): ATP binding; protein kinase activity; protein binding
Source: RefSeq, a predicted model, not a curated record
GCACCUGGGCGGUCACGAUUGAGCCAGGCUGCGGCGAUACGCACGCGAUGGAGGGCGAGGGCCGGGGCCGGUGGGCUCUGGGGCUGCUGCGCACCUUCGAUGCGGGCGAAUUCGCAGGUUGGGAGAAGGUGGGCUCCGGCGGCUUCGGGCAGGUGUACAAGGUGCGCCACGUGCACUGGAAGACGUGGCUCGCGAUCAAGUGCUCGCCCAGUCUGCACGUCGACGACAGGGAACGCAUGGAACUUCUGGAGGAAGCUAAGAAGAUGGAGAUGGCCAAGUUCCGCUACAUUCUACCUGUGUAUGGCAUAUGCCAGGAACCUGUUGGCUUGGUUAUGGAGUACAUGGAGACAGGAUCCCUGGAGAAGCUGCUGGCCUCAGAGCCAUUGCCUUGGGACCUGCGCUUCCGCAUUGUGCAUGAGACAGCUGUGGGUAUGAAUUUCCUGCAUUGCAUGUCUCCACCACUGCUGCACCUAGACCUGAAGCCAGCGAACAUCCUGCUGGAUGCCCACUACCAUGUCAAGAUUUCUGACUUUGGGCUGGCCAAGUGCAAUGGCAUGUCCCACUCUCAUGACCUCAGCAUGGAUGGCCUGUUUGGCACAAUCGCCUACCUCCCUCCAGAGCGAAUUCGUGAGAAGAGCCGGUUGUUUGAUACCAAACACGAUGUAUACAGCUUUGCCAUUGUGAUCUGGGGUGUGCUUACACAAAAGAAGCCAUUUGCUGAUGAAAAGAACAUCCUACACAUCAUGGUGAAAGUGGUGAAGGGCCACCGCCCAGAGCUGCCACCCGUCUGCAGACCCCGGCCACGUGCUUGUAGCAGCCUGAUAGGGCUCAUGCAGCGGUGCUGGCAUGCAGACCCGCAGGUGCGGCCCACCUUCCAAGAAAUUACCUCUGAAACCGAAGACCUUUGUGAAAAACCUGACGAGGAAGUGAAAGACCUGGCUCAUGAGCCAGGUGAAAAAAGUUCUUCAGAGCCCAAGAGUGAGACCAGGCCAGAGUCCUCACGCCUCAAGCGUGCCUCUGCUCCCCCCUUUGAUAAUGACUGCAGUCUCUCCGAAUUGCUGUCACAAUUGGACUCUGGGAUCUCCCAGACUCUUGAAGGCCCUGAGGAGCUCAGCCGAAGUUCCUCUGAAUGCAAGCUCCCAUCAUCCAGCAGUGGCAAGAGGCUCUCAGGGGUGUCCUCAGUGGACUCAGCCUUUUCCUCCAGAGGAUCGCUGUCACUGUCAUUUGAGCGGGAAGCUUCAACAGGCGAUCUGGGCCCCACAGACAUCCAGAAGAAGAAGCUAGUGGAUGCCAUCAAAUCAGGGGACACCAGCAGGCUGAUGAAGAUCCUACAGCCCCAAGAUGUGGACUUGGUUCUGGACAACAGUGCCAGUCUUCUGCACCUGGCUGUGGAGGCUGGACAGGAGGAGUGUGUCAAAUGGCUGCUUCUUAACAAUGCCAACCCCAACCUGACCAACAGGAAGGGCUCGACACCACUUCACAUGGCUGUGGAGCGGAAGGGGCGCGGAAUUGUGGAGCUACUGCUGGCCCGGAAGAUCAGUGUCAAUGCCAAGGAUGAGGACCAGUGGACCGCCCUGCACUUUGCAGCCCAGAAUGGGGAUGAGGCCAGCACAAGGCUGCUACUAGAGAAGAAUGCUUCUGUCAAUGAGGUAGACUUCGAGGGCCGAACACCCAUGCAUGUAGCCUGCCAGCAUGGACAGGAGAACAUUGUGCGCACCCUGCUCCGCCGUGGUGUGGAUGUGGGCCUGCAGGGAAAGGAUGCCUGGUUGCCUCUGCACUAUGCUGCCUGGCAGGGCCACCUGCCCAUUGUUAAGCUGCUAGCCAAGCAGCCUGGAGUGAGUGUGAAUGCUCAGACACUAGAUGGUAGGACACCCCUGCACCUGGCUGCUCAGAGGGGGCACUACCGUGUGGCUCGCAUCCUUAUUGACUUGUGCUCUGACAUUAACAUCUGCAGCCUACAGGCACAGACACCUCUGCAUGUUGCCGCAGAGACUGGACACACCAGUACUGCCAGGCUACUCUUGCAUCGCGGUGCAGGCAAAGAGGCUUUGACCUCAGAGGGCUAUACUGCCCUACACCUGGCAGCCCGGAAUGGACACCUGGCUACUGUCAAGCUGCUCAUAGAGGAGAAGGCUGAUGUACUGGCUCGGGGGCCCCUGAAUCAGACAGCCCUGCACCUGGCUGCUGCCCGUGGACACACAGAGGUGGUGGAGGAGCUGGUCAGUGCUGACCUCAUUGACCUGUCUGAUGAGCAGGGCCUCAGUGCACUGCACCUCGCUGCUCAGGGCAGGCAUUCACAGACUGUGGAGACACUGCUCAAACACGGAGCACACAUCAACUUGCAGAGUCUCAAGUUCCAAGGAGGCCAGAGCUCUGCUGCCACACUGCUCCGACGCAGCAAGACAUAGCUUGCCACCACAGAACCAGGGCUACGUGUCGGCUUCUGGUCCCUUUGUUUUCUCAUGGGGACAGAAUGGUCCUGGGACACUGCUCACCCUGUUGGUGGCCUGCCCACACACUGACCAAGCAGAGGCUAAUGGACAAGGCAAUAGUAGCUGUGUUGGGGCAGAGGCUACCACCAGCUACUGACCUGUAGUCAAAGGGUCUGAUGUCAGAUGGGGCUAGGUUAGUGUCAUGUCACUGUGGUAUUGAUUGGAUGCUGAUGCAGGCCUUUUACGACAAAGCCUAUACAAGAAUGCCCCCUCUGUUCCAGAGUAAGCUACUUCUGCUUACUUGGAGCAUAGCAUCUUCAGUAGAGAUAUGGGAAGGGCAGUGUCCUUUUUCUUCUCAUUGCAAUGGGCAGAGUAUCUGUCUGGAGGCAUAGUGGGUUCUUACACAUGAGUGAUAAGGUAGCUCUGCUUGAAACCUGUGAGGAUCUGGCUGUUGGAGCCUAGAAAGGGAAUGAUUAUAAAACCACAGGGCUGGUCUUAACACUGAACAGCCUUACCAUCAUGAAACCGCUGUUUGUUUUGGUUUUGUUUGUUUGUUUUUGUUUUAAGUUUUGAUGUCUAGGUCACCGCGCCUCUUCCCUCACAUUCCCUGCUGAGUUCUCACCUAAAAACGUCAGAGCCAUAUAUAUAAAAGUUACAGGAAAAUUCUUUGUAAAUGGGUUUUAUAUUAAAAAUUGUUUAGUCAACAAUUCGCUCUUUCAGGUUCUUUUGGGGAAGUGAUGGUUUGUGCCAAGGGCUUUGCUGACUUGCCCUGCAGUGACUCCUGCUGUGUUCCAGCACAGUAGAUGAAUGUGGCUAGAGGUGGCCACUGGAGAUGGUCGUACUCUGAGGAGUCAGAUUUGACAGCCUUUUGUUGUACCUUCCCCAUUUGUGUUCUGAACAUUGUCACCAUAGAGGUGACCUGCAGAGAAUGUUAUUAAUGUACUGUGUACUUUGACAUGAAUCAUGGACAGGAUACUUUUUCAUGACAGGAAGUAGUGGAGCUGGCUAUGUUUUAAUAUGCCUCAAUUUGUCUUCACUGUCUCCUGCUCUUGUGUAAAACACAGAGACCAUAGGAGAUCUGUUUUAUGUCAAUAAAGGACUUGCCUACUUUUGGAA